GUUCAACUCAAACCAGGAUUUUCAUCACAGGAUGAGACAUUCCACUUACUGAAUGUUCAUGGUGUUGACUGGAGUGGGCUCUGAAACACCUCAGCUGAGAUCAUCAUUCACAUAUGUAUGGCGUUGUAAGAACCAGAAGAAAGGAACCACGUGGGAUGAAGCUGGACAGCAACAGCGUCAGUGUUGCACAGUGAUUUCUUUAUGGGCACGCUGUCAGUGGUGAAGAAGGUUUUUUGCAGUUCUCGGGCAGUGCAGCUAUGGAUAUUGAGACGUCAGGAGAGAUUUUUGAUGAAGAUGUGGCGACUCAGUAUAUGAUAGAACAGAGCCUUCUGGGAAACAAUAAGCAGACUGAAUUUAAGGACAUCUUAUCUGCAGAUGGAUGCAGGAUAAUCCACACUAGUCCAGAAAGGGACAAAAUCUCCAGUGCCAUCAGACGAGGUGAUGAAGCCGAGCUUUGUAAGCUUGCAGUCCAUCAGCCAGCUUUCUCCGAGGAGGACAGUGCCGGCCAGAUUCCCUUACACGAGGCAGCAGUGCAGAGCAACCAGCACAUCCUGGAGAUCACUUUUAAAGCAUCCCCAACAGACGCUAAGUUUCGAAAAACUCAUGGGGGGAAGACAGCCCUUUUUUUAGCGGUGGAGAAAAGUCUGUUGGAAAAUGCUUCCUACCUUUUGGACAAUGGGAGCAGCGUGGAUUGCCAGGACAAUGAUGAAAAUUCAUCUCUUGUUGUUGCUAUAAAAAACAACCACUACGACAUGACAAAGCUCCUUCUUGGCUUCAGUGCCAACGUUAACCAAAAGCUGGCGAACGCCAGGACGGUUCUUCACGAAGCUGCUCGUAUGGGUCUGACAGACAUUGUAAAGCUGCUGCUGAAGUCUGGAGCUGAUCCUGAUCCUAGGAGCACAUACGGCCUCACGCCUCUGGCUCUGGCGGCACAAGGUGGCUACUUGGAGAUAGUGCAGGAACUCCUACGCCGAGGGGCUGAUGUGGAUUCUCAAGCUCAAGACUGGGCCACUAUCCUCUAUGAAGCUUCUGCGUCCGGGAAUCCUGAUGUCAUCUCUCUGCUGCUGGAGUACGGUGCUGAUGCUAAUAUACCCAGACACACUGGGCACCUGCCGAUCCACAGGGUGGCCCAUCGCGGAUAUGUGAAAGCUCUGGCUCUCCUGAUCCCUGUGACCACAUAUGAGGCGGUGGACGGGAGCGGCAUGAGCCCACUGCACUCGGCAGCAGCCGGCGGACAAACGCAGUGUCUAGACAUGCUCCUGAAAGCCGGCUACGACCCCAACUUCAUGCUUCACCCCUGGGUGAGGCGCAAUUAUGACGACCAGCGCAGGUCCGUCCUGUACUUCGCAGUAACCAAUGAAGAUAUCUUUUCCACCAAGAUGCUCCUAGAGGCUGGCGCGAUGCCCAACCAGGACCCGGUGAAGUGCUUGCAGGUGGCCUUGCGUCUAGGCAACUACCAGCUGAUCGAUAUCUUGCUGAGGUAUGGCGCCAACGUCAACUACUUCUGCAGGGUGAACACCACGCACUUCCCUUCAGCUCUGCAAUACGCCCUGAAGGAUGAAAUUCUGCUGAGGAUGCUCUUUAACUACGGCUACGACGUUGAGCGUUGCUUUGACUGUCCGUACGGAGACAGAGCUCACGUGCCUGAUGAUUACGAGGGCUGGAGCAAUACUGUCAUCAAAGAUACCACGUUCUGCGAGGUGAUCACUGUCGAUUGGCUGAGGCAUCUCUCCGGGAGUGUGGUGCGCAUCAUGCUAGACUACGUUGACCAUGUCAGGUUUUGCUGCAAAAUAAAGGCAGCUCUGAUGGAGCAAAAAGAGUGGCCGGAAAUCUGCAGAAUUCAAGAAAACACACGCUGCUUAAAGCACCUGUGCCGACUGAGGAUCAGGAGAUGUUUGGGACGUCUGCGCCUCAGAGCCCCGGUCUUCAUGAGCUUCCUGCCUCUGCCAAACCGCUUGAAGGAGUACAUCUUAUACAAAGAGUAUGAUCUUUACAGGCAGACGUGCCAGUCUAAAUAGAAAAAUGUCAGACUGUGAUUCAGAGAACUGAUUGUGUGAAUAUUGCUGUUGAAAUAAGUGACAUAUUGUAGACGUGUUAAAAUGUGUUUGAAUGUUUAAUGGUCAGUCAGCAUUUUUUUAUGUUUUAAUUUAUGAGUUUUGUAAAGGUAAACCUUAGGUUUGUAGAAAUACAGUACAGUAUAAUGGAUUAGGAAAAUAAAUAUCCAGUGAGUAUUUGUAUGUUUUCCUGUAGAUGAGCUCGGAAUUUUUUUUU
Molecule: messenger RNA, 2271 nt
Organism: Clarias gariepinus (North African catfish)
Lineage: Eukaryota; Metazoa; Chordata; Actinopteri; Siluriformes; Clariidae
Gene: asb14a
Product: ankyrin repeat and SOCS box containing 14a
Exons: 10
Coding region: 258-2018 (586 amino acids)
Biological process (GO): intracellular signal transduction
Molecular function (GO): protein binding
Source: RefSeq, a predicted model, not a curated record